Molecule: messenger RNA, 2130 nt
Organism: Penicillium macrosclerotiorum
Lineage: Eukaryota; Fungi; Ascomycota; Eurotiomycetes; Eurotiales; Aspergillaceae
Product: bifunctional molybdopterin adenylyltransferase MobB/molybdopterin molybdotransferase MoeA family protein
Exons: 4
Coding region: 1-2130 (709 amino acids)
Biological process (GO): molybdenum incorporation into molybdenum-molybdopterin complex; Mo-molybdopterin cofactor biosynthetic process
Cellular component (GO): cytosol; cytoplasm
Molecular function (GO): molybdopterin molybdotransferase activity
Source: RefSeq, a predicted model, not a curated record
AUGGAUAGCAGCACCAAACUCAAGGCGGCCAUUUUGAUCGUCUCCGACACGGCCUCGCAGGACCCCGCCUCUGACAAGACGGCCAAUGCCCUCGCCCCCAUCCUCGCCGCGGAGGGGAAGUGGGAACCCCCCGCAAUUAGGAUCGUGCCGGACAAUGUGUUCCAGAUCCAACAAGCCGUGUGCGACUGGACAGACGGGCCCAAUUGGUACAACCUGGUUCUUCUCAGCGGCGGAACUGGCUUUGCUGUCCGAGAUAACACGCCCGAGGCUGUUUCUCCCCUGAUUCAUCGCCAUGCUCCAGGUCUAGUCCAUGGCAUGAUCGCCGCUUCGUUGAAAGUAACCCCAUUCGCUAUGAUGUCUCGUCCUGUUGCUGGCGUGCGAGAUAAAUCUUUGAUAAUUACUUUGCCUGGGUCCCCUAAAGGAGCCAUGGAGAAUCUUGACGCGGUUGUGAAGCUGCUUCCUCACGCUUGUUUACAGUCUGCCGGGGCCAACUCGCGAAGCCUGCAUGCUGGCGGCGUGGAGAAAUUGGAGGCUGAGGCAGGGGUUUCCGCCGGCCAUCAAAAUCAUCACCACCACCAUCAUCACCACCACCAUCAUGGCCAUGGACAUGUAGUUCCAAAGGCCCAUACCUCCCCGGCGGAUCGACCUGUGUCCAAUGACCCUUCUGCUGGUCCUAAUCAUCGAUAUCGUUCUUCACCCUACCCAAUGCUUUCUGUAGAGGAAGCACUCCGUCAAGUCAGCGAACACACUCCCCAACCCAUUGUCGUCGAGGCCCCCGUGAACACAUCUGUCGUGGGCUCGAUCAUCGCUGACGAUGUCUAUGCCGCCGAAGCGGUGCCCGCGUACAAAGCUAGCAUCGUGGAUGGCUAUGCUAUCAUUGCACCCGAAUCGAUCACCAGUGGUCAAACUACCAAAGGCGUGUUCCCCGUAGCAUCUGUCACGCAUGCCAACGUCGGCGGAGCUCUAGAGCCUCUCCAGCCGGGGACCAUCGCUAGAAUUACCACCGGGGCCCCUCUCCCUCCGAAUGCGAAUGCCGUAGUCAUGGUCGAAGAUACCGUCCUUGUGUCGUCUACCCCUGAUGGCAAGGAAGAAGCCACCGUUGAAAUCAUACCGGGAGAUAUCACGCCUGGCGAGAAUGUUCGCGAGCCGGGCAGUGACGUUGCCCACGGAUCGAAGAUUCUGUCUCGCGGACAAAUUAUCUCUCCCGUUGGCGGCGAGGUCGGUUUGCUGGCUUCCACUGGCACUAGAACUGUCAAGGUAUUCAAAAAGCCCCGAGUAGGCGUUUUGAGUACAGGGGACGAACUGGUGGAGCACGACGAUCCCCGGACCCUCACGGGCGGACAAAUCCGGGACUCCAACCGCCCUGCUCUCCUAUCGUGCCUCAAUUCCUGGGGCUUCCCCACCGUCGAUCUGGGGAUCGCACGAGACACCCCUGCAGGUGAGAUCGAGCAUGCACUUCGAGACUCACUGCGCGGUGUGGGUCGUGCUUCAUCUAGUGUCGAUGUGAUCAUCACCACAGGUGGAGUCUCCAUGGGAGAGCUGGACCUUCUCAAGCCCACCAUUGAACGGUCUCUUGGUGGUACAAUCCACUUCGGCCGUGUAUCCAUGAAGCCUGGCAAGCCUACAACCUUCGCAACCAUUCCCUUUAAGGCAGCUGCCACCGAUGCGACUGCAAAUGUCCAGCAAGAACGUCAGUCUAAACUCAUCUUCUCUCUUCCUGGAAACCCAGCUUCGGCCCUAGUGACUCUAAACUUGUUUGUUCUUCCAUCAUUGCACAAGCUCUCUGGCUUAGGGGAAAGCUCUCAAGCAAUGGCCACUAAGCCCUGGAUGUCGCCGCAGCUUGGACUGCCUCGCGUUGCAGUGGUCCUAACCCACCACUUUCCACUUGAUCCCAAGCGCACUGAGUACCACCGGGCUGUGGUAACCGGCUCGCGCUCGGACGGACGUUUGUAUGCGACAAGUACUGGCAUCGGGGGUGUCGGACAGCGGAGUUCACGGGUUGGCAGUCUUGCAAGUGCCAAUGCCCUGGUCGUCCUGCGUCCUGGCCGCGGAGUCGGCAUUAAGGGAGAGAUUGUUGAAGCGCUCAUGAUGGGCCCUGUCUACGGCUCGGACACGCGACUCAUCUGCUAA